AUGUACUACUACGCAAGCAAGUUGAACGAGGCGUCAUGUAGCGGCUGCUCAGUGAAGGUGCCGGCUAGCGAUCCCCCGCCGCCCGCCUCUGACCUCGCGCCGCUGCCCGCAGACCCCGCGCUCUUACACGGCUCCGGAUUGUCCUACUACGAUAACGACGAUUACUAUUCUAUGGUGCGGGGUAACAAGUUCAUGUCAGAUACGAGUUGCAAGCACAUUGUGAUGAAUGGUGGACUCAGUUUUGUUUCAUCACAAAAAGUAGAAUCACCACAACUGGGUGGUGGUGGUGCGGACAAGGCAGAGGUGGAGUUCCGCGAUGGACAGCUGGUGAGCGGCAGCCUGGACGCGUUGGUGGAGAUGCUGCGGCCUGGUGCCGCUCCCUCCUUCACCUUUACCCUCCUUCUGUGCUCACGCCUCUUCCUCAAGCCGCACGAGCUCCUCGCCAAGCUCUGCAAGAGAUACUUCAACAGCUACGACAAACUCGGCAAAGGGGACUGCAAGGAGCCGCUGGAGAAGGAGCUGGCAGACAUGGUGUCCCUGGUGCGCGUGCUGAAGCAGUGGACCGGCAUGUUCCCGUACGACUUCCGCGACGACCGCGUGAUGGCGCUAGUGCGGAGCAUCACGCAGAGGUGUGCAGCGGAGCACAUGGCGUCCGUGAGGGCGGAGGUGUCCAGCAUGCUGGAGCGACUACUGGACCGGCUGACGGCGUUGGAGCAGUACGAGGAGACGCUGGUGCAAGUACCGCAGAUGUGCUCCGUCGAUCAGCUGCCGCAAGGCGACAUCCUGACCCUGGGUCUGACACCAGUGGAACUGGCCAGUCAGCUGACGGCGGUGGAGUUGCACCGGCUGUCGUUUGUGGGGCCCGAGGAGUUCGUGCAGGCGUUUGCUCCAGCUGGUACCAGUUCUGGAAGUUCCGCCAUCAGCUUGCGCCACGCUGAUACGAAAACCACCCGCAACCUGGAAGCCUACGCUGACUGGUUCAACCGUCUCAGCUAUUUGGUCGCCACGGAUAUUAUCAAGCCGGUGAAGAGCAAACAGCGAGCGCGUGUGUUGGAGCAAUGGGUGACGACGGCGCGUGAGUGCUUCAACCUGGGCAACUUCAACUCGCUGAUGGCCAUCAUCAGCGCGCUCAAUAUGGCGCCCGUCGCCAGGCUCAAGAAAACGUGGAGUCGUACGUCUGCAGUGUGCGGGCAGCAGCUGAGGCAGCUGGAGCUGUGUGUGGAGCCCAGCGGUAACCACGCCAGGUACCGCGCGGCUCUGGCGGCGGCGCCGAGCUCGACUGCGGUACCGCUGCUGUCGGUCACCUGCCGCGACCUGCACUUCGCCAACCAGGCUGCGCCUACCAGGUUACCAGGUGGACGCGUGAACUUCGAGAAGUGUUCGGUGUUGGCGCGGCACGUGAGUGCUCAGCUGGCGGCGCGACACCUGGCCGAACCGCACCCCGCCGCCGUCCCCCACCCCACACCAACACCCGGACCCCACCCCGCGCCUACGCACCUGCCCGCCUGGCGCUUCCUCUCUGACCGACCAGCGCUCUCAGAGACAGCGUUGGAGCUGGUGUCGUUCGAGCGAGAGCCGCCCGUUGAUCACUUGGAGAAGGAACGCCUCAAGCGUCUGAAAGGAGCGGCUCCCUAA
Molecule: messenger RNA, 1635 nt
Organism: Parnassius apollo (apollo)
Lineage: Eukaryota; Metazoa; Arthropoda; Insecta; Lepidoptera; Papilionidae
Source: the annotation of a GenBank genome assembly